Messenger RNA from Penicillium expansum, 1455 nucleotides. Its product is annotated as Aminoglycoside phosphotransferase. The transcript has a single exon. Lineage: Eukaryota; Fungi; Ascomycota; Eurotiomycetes; Eurotiales; Aspergillaceae. The record is from RefSeq and is a predicted model, not a curated record. The coding region runs from base 1 to 1455 and encodes 484 amino acids.
AUGGAAUCGCAGGAAUCACAGGAACCACAGGUUCAUGGUCUCGAGUGGGAGGAAUUGCUCUUCGGUUCCGAGCCCCGAUGGACUCUUGAACCUGAAAUUGCGGCUAUCAAGCAGACAGUACAGUCGCUUCGGCCAUCAAACACAGUCACAGUGACUUUCCUCACGCAGGGUGGAUUCAACAAGAUCUACAACGUCAGCAUAGAUGGUGAGAUGUUCAUCAUGCGAGUUGCAUUGCCCGUCGACCCACGUUAUAAAACAAUGAGUGAAGUAGCAACAAUGGAUUGGGUACGCCGUAUCACGAACCUCCCAAUUCCUAGAAUCAUCGCCUACCAACCUUCCCGAUAUAAUUUAAUUGGAUUUGAAUGGAUGCUCAUGACCAAAAUGCCCGGAAAGCCCUUCGCUGAAGUUUGUCGGUUUCUUCCCUUUGCUGCGAAAGCACGCCUGGUUAGGAAGAUUGCGGCAAUCUCCGCUUGCCUUUUUCGAAAUCAACUAAGCGGAAUUGGAAAUAUCUAUGGGGACUACUCCGUCGUUGAACAUUCAACAUCAAGCGAGCAAAUCCCGCCCCCUAUCGAGCUGGCCAAUACCAAAACAUCAGUUCUGGCAAAGGAAUCCGGCUCAGAUGAUGGUAGCGCACCCACGAGAAAGAACUCGGGGGCUUCUCUAUUUGAUCUGCCCGAUGGGGCUUCCUCAGAAGCAACUUUACCUGAUGUGGGCCGGAUUGUUUCUAUGAAGUUUUUCUGGAAAUCACACAUCCACCAAGAUGUCCACCGAGGGCCAUUCCGCUCAAGUAAGGACUGGAUCACAGCUUGCCUUUCAUUCGACGAAAAUGACUGUUAUUCGGCCCUGGAUAAACAUUCAGGUGGAGACCUUGAUAGCGACGCUGAAGAGGAAGUGGAGAACGCUACAAGGACGUUACCAAUAAUCGACAAGCUCAGGUCCCUUCUUCCUCUGGUUCUUACAACGGAUGACGAUGAUCCAGAACCGUCAAUGAUAUUCCACCAUGACCUCUCACGACACAAUAUCCUUGUCGACGACAGCGGGGAGCUGACUGGCCUCCUAGACUGGGAGUGUGUUUCUGCGGUGCCUGUAUGGAAGGCCUGCAACUAUCCAACAUUUUUAGAGGGGCGACCACGACGAUCAGAGCCUAAUCCUGGAAGAUAUACGCCCGAAGCUAAUGGGGAAACCAGUGAAACGUACUUUGAGAAUCUAUGGGAGCAUGAGGCCACCCUAUUGCGCGAUGUAUUUAUUGAUGAGAUGAGAAAUCUAGACGCAGGAUGGAUGGAAGUUUUCGAUAAGAGCGAGGUCAAAAGAGACUUUGACUGUGCAGUGCAAGAAUGCGACAGCGUCAUCUCUGCCAAGAGUAUCGAUGCAUGGAUCGGAGAUAUCAGUGCUGGUAUAAGCAAUCCGCGCAACUUGCACCAUAGGAUGUAUUGUUUAGACGGUCUUCCUUCCUAG